AUGCCUGCCGCAGAGCCAAUUGAUAUGUUAAAUAACACGCUACAAGAAAUUGUCUUUAGAACUAAGAAUUCGGAAAGAUUCAAACGACUGGCACGUCACACUCAUUUCGAUGUCAGAGAAGUUGAAGCAUUGGCAAUAAUCCAUCGAAAAUGCGUAGAAAAGUUGGGUCCUAUAAACAGACCAAUAUUUCGUGAUAUCUUUCAAUCGGGUUUAGACUUUACGGAAAAUAUUCGUCACUUACUGAUCGACAGAAUAUUCUCCGCGUUCGAUAAUCGAAAUGCUCUGCAGGUACAUCUCGAUCAAUGGGUCGAAGGUCUUUCAACAUUGCUUCGUGGCAGCUUGGAUGAAAAAAUACGCUACGCUUAUCAAGUGUAUGAUAACCUGAAGACUAACAAACUAAAGAGGGAGCAGAUAUUUCUAUCGAUGCACGGUUGUUUGAUCAAACUGCAGAACGAUGAAAAUCCUGACGAAGCCGUUAAGGACUUGAUAGAUAUGUUGAUGAAGAAGCUUGACGUGGACCGUGACGGAUACAUCUCGGAAGAGGAUUUCAAAGCUGCUGUUAAAGACAAAGAUCAACUCUUAUUGGAAUGCAUGGGACCAGUGUUCCCUUCGAGAGCAGCUCGCCACACCUUUUUAACCACGUUCACCGAUCGUCUAGGAAGAUAUUAA
This is a messenger RNA of Colletes gigas, 669 nucleotides long. Its product is annotated as EF-hand calcium-binding domain-containing protein 1-like. Gene Ontology annotation, molecular function: kinase binding; calcium ion binding. The record is from RefSeq and is a predicted model, not a curated record. Gene Ontology annotation, biological process: calcium-mediated signaling. Bases 1 to 669 code for a protein of 222 amino acids. Lineage: Eukaryota; Metazoa; Arthropoda; Insecta; Hymenoptera; Colletidae. The transcript is spliced from 5 exons.